Molecule: messenger RNA, 750 nt
Organism: Sporothrix schenckii 1099-18
Lineage: Eukaryota; Fungi; Ascomycota; Sordariomycetes; Ophiostomatales; Ophiostomataceae
Product: Rab family GTPase YPT7
Exons: 7
Coding region: 1-750 (249 amino acids)
Biological process (GO): phagosome-lysosome fusion
Cellular component (GO): lysosome; late endosome; phagocytic vesicle
Molecular function (GO): GTP binding; GTPase activity
Source: RefSeq, a predicted model, not a curated record
AUGGCCUCGAGAAAGAAGGUUCUCCUCAAGAUCAUAAUUCUCGGUGACAGCGGUGUUGGCAAAACCAGCUUGAUGAACCAAUAUGUGAGCAACGGGCCCCAUCUCAACAGUAUCGAGACUGGGCAAGCUACUCUGGACAAGGGCGAGCUUUUUCGUACCGGAGGAGGUGGGACCGGACAUGACAUGAGAAAACGAGAGACUAACUGCUCGGUCGAUCUUCAGGUCAACAAGAAGUUUAGUGCAAGCUACAAGGCGACUAUUGGCGCUGAUUUUCUCACGCGCGAAGUUCCUGUCAAUGACCAGCAAGUGACAAUGCAGCUUUGGGAUACUGCUGGGCAAGAACGGUUCCAGUCUUUGGGCGUGGCUUUCUACCGCGGCGCCGACUGUUGCGUUCUCGUUUUUGACGUGAACAAUGCCAAAAGCUUCGAGGCCAUUGAAGGCUGGCGGGAUGAGUUCUUAGUUCAGGCAUCACCCCGCGACCCCGAUAACUUUCCAUUUGUUGUGCUUGGAAACAAGAUUGAUGUUGAAGAGAGCAAGCGAGUGAUUUCGACUAAGCGUGCAAUGACAUUCUGUCAGGCACACGAUAUCCCGUAUUUUGAGACAAGUGCCAAAGAAGCCAUCAAUGUCGAGCAGGCGUUUGAGGUGAUUGCCAAAAACGCAUUGCAGCAAGAGUCCGAAGAGUUUCCUGGUGAAUACCAGGAUCCGAUCAACAUUCACAUUGAAAACGACCGGGACUCCUGCCCCUGCUAG